GAGGCGACGCAGAGGGCCCAGCAGAGAGGCGACGCAGAGGGCCAGCAGGGAGGCGACGCAGAGGCCACGGCGGGCCCGGGUUCAAACGACCGUCGGUCAAUCAAUCCAGCAAGCCAGGACGAUACGUGGACUGCGCAAUGACGGAGUUCAACAGUGAGGCGUACAUUGGAGUGACAACGGAUAUGGAAUCCCGGCCACGACAUAGGUCUGGCGAGAAUGACUGUGGUCCACAGGAACAUUCAGAAGCGGAAAUGUUCACUCAGCAGGCAGGUGCAGCUUCUCACCUGGUCCAGGGAAAGCCCUUUGGAGAUGUUGUGAAUCACUGCAACCACAAAGAAAGCAUGGACAAGGUGGUGAACGAUGUCAAUCUCAACAAGGCAUACCAGGCAUACAGCGUGGCCUGCAGAGAGAGAGAUUGCUACAAGGAACAACUAGAGAAAACGAAAAAUGAUUUUCAUUUGUACAAGCAAGAGGCUGGGAGGCUACAGGCACAGCUGAAUGCCAAACAGGAGUUCGGUAAACAAUUGAAGCAUCGUGCUGAAGAGGGUAAGAACACAGUCCAUUAUGCUGAGGACAGGCCAUAUGAGCAGGUGUAUAAUGUCGCAUCUACAGAAGUCUCCCAAAGAAAGACUCGGCCAGUACACGAGAGGUUUAGGACGAAAUGUUCUUCUCCAGGUGAACGGAGUGAGCUGGAGGUUGCCUACCAGGAUCUGCAGGAGGAAUUUAAAAAGCUGCACAUGGUGGUACGGAAACAGUCCAACCUGCUCAGGGCAUUUCUGAGGCCAAAAUCUCCAUUUACUUACCCUGAAUCUAUACCUAUCCAGUGCACGGACAUGGAAGACUCCAUCCAGGUCACUGCCCAUACAAGGCUACCCCGCCAAAUGGCUGAAGGCCUGGCAGCUGUUGAUAAUUCACAGGAUGUUACGGAUCACCAUAAACAAACACUUGCAUCAUUUGGAAGCAGAAAAGGUACUUCGCCCAACAGAAGUCACGUACAAGUGCCAACUGAAUCUAACAUGGAAUGCAGAACCCCUCUGGCUGUGCUUGCUGCAGUACCACAAGCUGAUGACAGCUUGCUAAUGACUGUGGAGUCUCUGUCAACACUUGGACUCAAACGUCCUCCUGCUGACAUGGAGUACCUAGAGAACCUCAUCAGCGAGGAUGAUGAUCUGACCGGCCGCCGGGGGGAAGGACGUGCUCAUGAGGUGGGCAACUUUGCCUCAGGGGAACACCACUUAAUCACGUCCAUGGAACCUCCGCCUGAUUCUCCUGCAGCAGCAGGGGUAGUGCCAGGUGUAGGACACAAUUUGGGUGUGACUCCUAUGAAUGCUUUUCCAGGCUGCAAUGUCCCAAAAGAUGACGGUAAUCUGCGUAAGGUUCUACAUUGUAAUGAGCUGGAAGAGAUGUGUCUGAAUUCCCAAUCAAGUGACGGGUCACAGUUUUUCUUCCCUUCCCAACAGCUCAUGGGCAGCGAUUUUUUAUACAUGCCUUCUGAUGAUAAUCUGAGAUGAUGCAGCUUUUAAAGCUACUCUCAGACAUAAAAACCAGAAAUAACAUUGUAAGUUGAAAUAAUUGCUUCAAAACAAGAAUCGUUAUAUAAAGUGCCUUUUAACCAAGCCUCAAAAUUU
Petromyzon marinus (sea lamprey) is the source of this 1628-nucleotide messenger RNA. The record is from RefSeq and is a predicted model, not a curated record. Lineage: Eukaryota; Metazoa; Chordata; Hyperoartia; Petromyzontiformes; Petromyzontidae.